This is a messenger RNA of Psylliodes chrysocephalus, 5387 nucleotides long. The record is from the annotation of a GenBank genome assembly. NCBI's taxonomy places the organism in Eukaryota, Metazoa, Arthropoda, Insecta, Coleoptera, Chrysomelidae.
AGAUCUGUUACACCAAGCCGUAGUCCUAGUCCAAGGCAUAGCCAACAUAGUCAACAGAGUCAAGAAUCUCCUCGACCUCAAGCAUUACCUCUACCUCACCCUCUUCCGAAACACGUUCAACUUAACGAUCCGAAACAAAGAGAUACUUUACAUCCACAAAAUAUAUUGGGUCCAAACCCUAAUAGAUUAGGUCUUCAAAGUAGACAGACUAGUAGUAACAGCGGGGAAGGAAACAAUAGAGAAUCAUCAUUAGACGAUUCUGGUGUGGUGGACGAUCACGAGCCUGAAGGUGAUGCCACGUCGGAAGAAGUUACAACUCAUCUUACUCCAAGUAGUAGGAGAAUAGAGGUGACACCUGUUACAGUGGCUGUGAGUCCCAAAGAGAUAAAGGUAAUCAAAUGCAACGGCGUUGGCAGCUGCAAGAAGAAAAAGGAAGUGUAUACGCUUCAACCUGAUUACCUCUCACAUAUCGUUGUUAUCAAUCAACAAAUUCCUGAUAGAAACUGUUCAGGAUGCGAACAAUGCUGCAUGGACUACGAGGGAUGGUUACAACUGCAACAAAGUCUUUACCAAAUCGUUAAGGAUCCCUUAUUCGAAUUAGCCAUUACAGUGUGCAUUGUACUUAACACCAUGUUCCUCGCCAUGGAACAUCAUGGUAUGAGCGAGUCAGUGCUCAGAUGCUUAGACAUAGGCAAUAAGGUUUUUACUUCCAUAUUUACGUUCGAAUGCUGCCUGAAGAUCAUGGCUUUAAGUAAGGACUUCUUUCACUGCGGAUGGAAUAUUUUCGACCUCAUCAUCGUGUCUGCUAGUUUACUUGAUCUUAUUUUCGAAUUAGUUGAUGGAUUGUCUGUACUCAGAGGAUUAAGAUUGUUGCGAGUUCUCAAACUGGCCCAGUCAUGGAUAACGAUGAAAGUGCUUCUCAGUAUAAUAAUAAGUACCAUCGGAGCUUUAGGAAACUUGACCCUUGUAUUGGCAAUAGUAAUUUACAUCUUCGCCGUUAUUGGAAUGCAACUAUUCUCUAAAGAUUAUACGGAAGAGAAGUUUUUUCCUGACCCUGUCCCAAGGUGGAAUUUUACGGAUUUUUUUCAUUCCUUCAUGAUGAUUUUUCGGAUAUUGUGCGGAGAAUGGAUCGAACCUCUUUGGGAUUGCAUGCGAGCAGAGAAAGCAGAGGGGUCUGGUACGUGCUUGGCAGUUUUCCUACCCACUUUAGUCAUGGGCAACUUCAUGGUACUGAACUUGUUCUUGGCCUUGCUGCUCAACAGCUUUAAUUCGGAAGAAUUAAAAACCAGAAAAGAGGAAGUGGGCGAUGAAUCUAAGUUAGCGCAGAGCUUUCAGCGAAUCCGGGACCUCGUGAGAAAGGGCCGUCUCACGGAACAAAAGGAAAACGAAAAUAAUUCCAGACUGGAACAGAUUGUUAGGGAGGUGAUGCAGCGACACGCCGAGGAGGAGGCUUUGAGAGCAGCUGAGAAGACUUCAAAAUCAUCCCAACAAACCAUCGUCGGAUUCCCGAGAGACAAGCGGAGCUAUCAGGAAGCCAUGAACAGACCAAUUUCCAUAAUAAGUUAUGAUCCCCCGGAAUAUCAGGAAAAAAUUCCGGAAAACGAAGAGUAUAACAAAAAGACAAAAUACUCCAGUUUGGGAAAUACCUCCGAGGAAAGUGGCACGCCGAAAAGCGGGAAGAAAACACGGGAAGCGAGGCUUUUACAAAAUAUGUCUUCUGGAUUAGGUACAACAAAUAGUAGUAAAGAGGAAACCAGCCUUAUAAAUCCAAAAAGCAACACACAAUGUACUUCAGUGGACUCGGAGAAUGAAGAACAGCGAACGCCGAGACAGAAAAACUGCGAUAAUAUAUUCGAUGGCGGAGAUAAACCUUGGCAAACGCUCGUUUCGUACGUGGACGAAUUAACAGUGGGAGGAAGGAGAAAUUCGAAAGGCCAGUACGCCGAUGGUAUGGGCAAUUUUCCGGGGUUUGGAAAGAAAAAACCUCCCAGAGUUGCUCCAGAUUGUUUUCCUUCUAAUUUUUACGAACGAUGUUCCUGUCUAAACCGAUGUGCUGACUCUAAAGUGGGAAAAAAAUGGGUAUGGUUAAGAAAACUUGUUCUCGAUGUAGUCGAUACUGCAGCAUUUGAAUGGUUCAUUCUAGUUUUAAUUUUUGCCUCAAGUGUUACUUUAUGCUUUGAAGAUAUUCAUUUGGAUGAAAACCAAGAUUUGAAGUUAGUUUUAUAUUGGACGAAUUUGGCUUUUUCCGUUAUUUUUAUCAUCGAGAUGUUUCUCAAGUGGAUUGCCUUGGGAUUCCAUAAAUAUUUUACCAGUUUUUGGACGUUGUUGGAUUUUUUAAUUGUGUUCGUAUCUCUCUUUAGUUUGUUGAUAGAAGAAAACGAAAAUCUUCGAGUACUUCGAUCGCUACGAACUCUAAGAGCAUUAAGGCCUUUGAGAGCCAUAAGCAGAUGGCAAGGAAUGAGAAUAGUAGUCAACGCUUUGAUGUACGCAAUUCCCAGCAUCUUCAACGUUUUACUAGUGUGCUUAGUGUUUUGGUUGAUUUUUUCCAUAAUGGGAGUGCAGUUUUUUAGCGGAAAAUUUUUCAAAUGCGUUGACGACGAAGGCGAACGAUUAGAUACAAGCAUCGUUGACAAUAAAUGGGAAUGUCUGAAUAAAAAUUUUACAUGGAUCAAUGCGAAAAUAUCUUUCGAUCAUGUAGGAAUAGCUUAUUUGGCAUUAUUUCAAGUUGCCACUUUUGAAGGAUGGAUGGAAGUAAUGGCAGACGCGGUAGACGCUAGGGGUGUCGAUUUGCAACCACAAAGGGAAGCGAAUUUGUACGCCUACAUUUAUUUUGUAAUUUUUAUAGUUUGUGGAUCUUUUUUUACUCUUAACUUAUUCAUAGGAGUUAUCAUCGACAAUUUCAAUAUGCUCAAGAAAAAGUACGAAGGUGGAGUGUUAGAAAUGUUUCUAACGGAAAGCCAGAAGCACUAUUAUACUGCUAUGAAAAAAUUGGGGAGGAAGAAACCACAAAAAGUGAUAAAAAGGCCAAUGAAUCAAUGCUUGGCCAUGUUCUACGAUUUGUCGAAUUCUCGCCGGUUCGAGAUAGCGAUAUUCGUUUUAAUUUUUUUAAACAUGUUAUCAAUGGGCAUCGAGCAUUACGGUCAGCCACACGCUGUGUUCUUUGUUUUAGAAGUUAGUAAUGCGUUUUUUACAACUGUUUUUGGAUUAGAAGCUAUAGUGAAAAUAAUAGGAUUAAGGUACCAUUACUUUACUGUUCCAUGGAAUGUUUUCGAUUUUUUAUUGGUUCUGGCUUCCAUUCUUGGCAUUCUCAUGGAAGACAUUAUGAUAGACUUCCCUGUUUCUCCGACUCUUCUUAGAGUAGUUAGAGUAUUUAGGAUAGGAAGAAUUUUACGAUUGAUUAAAGCUGCCAAAGGUAUAAGAAAGCUCCUCUUCGCAUUAAUAGUGUCUCUUCCUGCUUUGUUCAACAUUGGAGCCCUUCUUGCUCUCAUAACCUUUAUUUAUGCCAUAAUCGGUAUGUUUCUCUUCGGUCAUGUUCGACAACAGGGAGCUCUCGAUGAUAUGGUGAACUUCGAAACGUUCGGAAGGUCGAUGCACCUUCUUUUUCGUUUAAUAACAUCAGCGGGUUGGAACGAUGUAUUAGAAUCGCUAAUGAUCGAGUAUCCAGACUGUGAUCCACAUUACAAGCAUCAGAGUAACGGUGAUUGUGGUUAUCCAUUGUUAGCAAUAAUAUAUUUUACCAGUUUUAUUAUUAUAAAUUAUAUGAUAGUUAUUAAUAUGUACAUUGCAAUUAUUCUUGAAAACUUCAAUCAAGCUCAUCAGGAGGAAGAAAUCGGAAUUGUCGAGGACGAUUUGGAAAUGUUUUACAUUAGGUGGAGCAAGUACGAUCCACAUGCUACGCAGUUCAUCCGCUUCUCGCAGCUGUCGGAAUUCAUAGCGUCCUUGGAUCCUCCGUUGGGCAUAUCGAAGCCGAAUACGGUAGCCUUAGUAAGUUUCAACUUGCCGAUCGCUAAGGGCAAUAAGAUUCAUUGCCUGGACAUUCUCCAUUCGCUCGUCAAACACGUGCUGGGACACGUCGAAGAGACUGACAAUUUCCGACAGCUGCAAGAACAGAUGAGCGUCAAGUUCAAGAAGCAGUUUCCGACCAGGAAAGAACUGGAAAUUGUGUCGUCGACGAGAAUUUGGAAGAGGCAAGACAAAGCUGCUAGACUUAUUCAGAGGACGUACAAAGAUUAUGUGAAACGCAAAAAGGAAGCCGAACGGGAACAAGAAGACGAAACGACUCAAACAUCGUCACCUGGUACCGGAUGGCAAGGACGUUUGUCCGCGUUCCUUCAUGUGCAUCGAGGGAGUCGCGCAUCCUCUCGCAAGUCCUCUAGGGCGUCCGACGCUAGCGACCUCAGCGAACUAGGCGGUCCAUGGUUGAAUCUGCCGCUGCUGUUGCUCUCCAGCGCCACCAACAUGUCCCCCGAGGAAUUGGAUUUGACGCGCGACGCCGCCGAUGUCAGCAUCAAGGUUAGCGAGGCCACACCUGAGUCCGGUACGACCCCGAUAACGCCGACGCCUUCGUCGCAACCCCGCCGCAGAAGCGUUUACAGUUUUCCCUUCUUUCUGCGUCAUCAGGACGCUGUAGAAAAGCCGGACGAUAAAACGUCUCCGUUACUGGGUCACAAAGACAUUAAAGCUUCACAAACGCUUCAUCCCGUAGCACCCGAAGAAUCUAAACCGAAAAGGGGCAGCGUUGUACGAAGAAAGCGAUCGGGUUCCGUUAAGUCCCGGCCGACGUCGAUGACGGGAAGCGGUUGCCAUAGAACGCAGUCUGAAAAAUGCACAAGCUCUGACGUCAGUAUCCUCGUAACGGAAGCUUCCCCCGAAAGCCUUUCGCUAAGGCCCCCAUUGAAUAGACAAAAUAGUGAGUCAACCAUAGUGCAAGUAUUGGUACACAGAGAAAGUGAAGAAUACAAUAACGAAGAGGAAGAAGACGAGACUAGUUGUCAUCGAAUCGCCGAAGACGACGCCUCUGAUACGCCCGAGACAGAGAACGUUCCGACUGACGUAGUUGUAAACUUAAAUGAUGACGAUAGGUCGUGCAGCUGAUCUUUGCUGAAUGACCAACAGUCUUCGGAAUAUUAAACUAAAAUUAGGACGUUUGUAAGCAUUUGAUACGAUAACGAAUUUAAAAUCAUCUGAUUAUAUAAAGUAGUAGUUUCUUAACAAGGCGACAGUCGAUGAUGCGAAAUAAAUUUGAGGGGUCUAGUUGAAAAGUGCAUGUACAAAUGACCACAUUUUACAGGAACUUCCAACAAAGUAGAUUUAUUGCUUAUCUGGACUAUUCUAUCCGUUACAUUAAUUUAUAAUUUUAUUUGGAGGUUGUAUAAUUUGAAAGUAAC